AUGUCCUCGAAGGUCCAUCAGAAUAGGAAUUGCUCAGAGGUGACUGAGUUUAUUCUUUUGGGUUUUAGAGCCCCUCAAAAGUUUCAGAUCCUCCUGUUCUUAUUGUUCUUGGUGAUCUAUAUGGUCACCAUAGCAGGAAAUGUCAGCAUGAUUAUUGUCAUUCAGAUGGACUCUAGACUUCAAACACCCAUGUACUUCUUCCUUAGAAACUUGUCCUAUUUAGAUCUCUGCUACUCCACAGUCAUCGCACCCAAAACUUUAGCCAACUUCUUGACUAAGGAAAAGAAGAUUUCAUAUAAUGGCUGUGCUGCACAACUUUUCUUUUUUGCCUUGUUUGUCACAACUGAAUGCUUUAUUUUGGCUGCAAUGGCCUUUGAUAGAUUCUCAGCUGUUUGCUACCCUCUCCUUUAUCCUGUGCAUAUGUCCCAUAAAGUCUGUAUUCAGCUGGUGGCUGGAUCUUAUACCUGUGGAUGCAUAAAUGCAAUAGUUCAGACAUGUUUCACUUUCAGUUUGUGUUUUUGUCAAGAAAACAGACUGGACCACUUCUUCUGUGAUGAUCCACCCCUGAUCAAGAUCUCUUGUGCUGAUACAUUUGUCAAUGAACUUGUACUGUUUAUUGUCUCUGCUUUCAUUGUCAUCAGCACCACAGUUGUCAUUCUGGUGUCCUAUGUGUACAUCUUCUCCACUGUUCUGAAGAUUCCUUCAACUCAAGGCAGAAAUAAGACCUUCUCUACCUGUAGUUCCCAUAUGGCAGCAGUGAGUUUGUUUUUUGGGACUGUGUUCUUCACAUAUGCUCAGCCUGGGGCCAUGUCCUCACCAGCACAAAGCAAAAUUGUAUCUGUUUUCUACACACUUAUAAUACCAAUGCUGAAUCCUCUAAUAUACAGUCUGAGAAAUAGGGAUGUGAAAGAUGCUGUGAAAAGAAUAUUAUGUGAGAAAUGCUGCUGUCAGUGA
Messenger RNA from Octodon degus (degu), 954 nucleotides. Its product is annotated as olfactory receptor 12-like. The transcript has 2 exons. Gene Ontology annotation, molecular function: G protein-coupled receptor activity; odorant binding; olfactory receptor activity. The record is from RefSeq and is a predicted model, not a curated record. The coding region runs from base 1 to 954 and encodes 317 amino acids. Lineage: Eukaryota; Metazoa; Chordata; Mammalia; Rodentia; Octodontidae. Gene Ontology annotation, cellular component: membrane. Gene Ontology annotation, biological process: G protein-coupled receptor signaling pathway; sensory perception of smell.